UUGGAGGUGAGACUCAUAGAGGUGAAACAAGCCAUCAGCUCAGCUUCAAUCCUCAGAAGUCAGCAUCCGCAGGAGGAGCUCACACACACCUACCUACACACACCUGUCUGCAAACUCACCGCCACACAACACCAAGCAAUAUGAGCGCACGUGAUCCUCCACCCUACCUCAACAAAGAUACUCAGGCGUCAGGAGUGAAGGUUUACCACGUGCACACCCCGUUCACCCCUCCUGACCAAGAGGAGGUCGGCGCUGCCUCUGUGGCCACACCAGUGUACACCAGUGGAGGUGGUGGGGGAGGCAGCAGCGAUCAAGGAAAAAGGAAAUUUGUGAGCUACGAUGUGGGUCUGGGUCGGGACCCCGGCAUGACGACCUGCACGUCCUGCCAGCAGCAGGUCAUGACCAACGUCCAUUACAAAGCAGGGACAUACGCCUGGCUCAUGUGCAUACUCUUCAUCUGCUGUGGAUUGUUCCUGUGUUGCUGCCUGAUUCCAUUCUUCAUCGACAGCUUCAAGGACGCGUACCACACCUGCCCCCGCUGCCAAAGAGUCCUGCACGUAGAGAAGAAGGAGUGCUGUAAAUGAUAAACAGCUGCGGGAGACGAACCCUUAGAAAUAAUCAGCGCCAUCUUGUCAGCUUUGUCUGCCUCUGGAUUCCAGAGACCUGGAGAAGCAAAUCGAGCGUUUUUUUUUUUUUUUUUUUUU
Molecule: messenger RNA, 704 nt
Organism: Poecilia latipinna (sailfin molly)
Lineage: Eukaryota; Metazoa; Chordata; Actinopteri; Cyprinodontiformes; Poeciliidae
Gene: litafd
Product: LITAF domain containing
Exons: 5
Coding region: 141-584 (147 amino acids)
Cellular component (GO): cytoplasmic side of late endosome membrane; cytoplasmic side of lysosomal membrane; nucleus
Molecular function (GO): zinc ion binding
Source: RefSeq, a predicted model, not a curated record